AAAUCAGUUUUAUUUCCCAUUUAUUUUUCACGCAUGACAUAUAUGUAUUGAAUAAUGUCGUAAAUCGGAAUAUAACUCGUGUCUACAAAACAUAGCUGGGGGACAUGACAACUCUAUUAAGGUGCUAAGCAACUGACAAUGAUAAUAGCUAUAGAAUAGUUCCUAAAUGGCUGAAACUCAGCAAACACAGGACGGUCCGCCGUCCCCAUCGCGGACAUCUCCAGCGCUGAGGACAGGGAAACAACCUGCAGCAUCAUUGGGAAAUGCAGGACACCAGAUAGCACGUAUUCCAUCUCCUCCGCCGGAGGUGAAGGAGGCAUACGCAAAGAAGAAUGCCGAGAGGAUGUCAUCAAAACACCGGUACCCACCAUCACUUGUCAGGCUGGCAACAGUGACUAUGGCCCCAAAGCAUCAGGAACACAGGGUUAAUAACUAUAUCGAAGGACCGCAUCAGUAUCAUAAGGUGAUCACAUUAGAUAAGGCAAUGAAUGCUCGGCCACCAUUGCGCAAGGACAUGGAGGGGCCGACACCCUGUACAUACACACCACAAGUCAGGCCGGGUGAGAGGAAUGCUCCGUCUUUCUCAUUCGGCAGGAAGACAUGGCCUGAAAAAGAUGGUUUUGGUGCUCGGACGUCAUGGUCAAAGACUUGGUUUAACACUCCAAAUAUCUGGCAAGAUAAGGUAGACUUCCAUUCUGAGAGACGGUGGCCCUCUCCAGGACACUACCCCCAGAAGAGUAUGAUCGGUCAAAAACAAUACUCCUCUCGAGAGGCGCCGUCUUUCACAAUCGGAACAAGGAAAGAUUUCGUAAUGACUAAAAAAGGUGUGGAAAAUGACCCAUCGCCUAAUGAGUAUCAUCCUGGUCGAGCAGACAAGGUGGUACAUCGGUCGGCACCUGGAUUCUCUCAUCAGUUUAGGAGGGACACUAUUUUAUGGAACUCAAAGGAGGCAACUCCAGAUCCUGGUCAAUAUAGAGGUCGUCUUACCCCAACAAGACAUCAUCGCCCGACCUACUCUUUCGGAUUCAGGCGGGAAAAAACUCACAUUCAUGGACCAUUUGCAACGCUGUGAAUGUGAUAUGAGGUUGUGAACUGUUAUGUGGUCCAACCCUUUGGAAUAAUUGGAUCAUUGAAUCAUAAAGCAAAGGUACAGGGGUUAGUCUGGUUACUCUAAGCUCUAAGGAGGUUAGCAGCAGGCCUGUAGAAAGACUGGACGAUGAACUUUCCAUGGGCUUUUAUUGUAAAUAAGAGAUUAUUGUAAAUAAUAUGCAUGUCGAUUAUGUAAAAUUACUAAUACAUGUAGUUCCUACACUUGCCAAUAUGUGUCACUGUGUUGUUUGUGCAUGGUUUUAUUGCACACAAGGUACUGCUGUUAAUGUUGUAUGUGUUUCAGUAUUUUUGUUUCUUUGCCUUAAAACGAUCUUAAUAAAGUAUAUUUUAGUAA
This is a messenger RNA of Lineus longissimus, 1444 nucleotides long. RefSeq names its product protein STPG3-like. The coding region runs from base 167 to 1072 and encodes 301 amino acids. The record is from RefSeq and is a predicted model, not a curated record. The transcript has 6 exons. NCBI's taxonomy places the organism in Eukaryota, Metazoa, Nemertea, Pilidiophora, Heteronemertea, Lineidae.